AUGGACAAGGAAGAAGUGGAAAGUAAAAAGUACGACGAAGAGGAGGGUGAGACUGAAAGAUAUCCAACCCCAAAAUCGUCGUCCAUUUUCGAUGACACUACAAGAGCAUUAACACAUUCAGAAGCUGGAGAAUGUCUUCACAUGUUGGGAAAAUGCGAGUCAGGCCUUGGUUACGCUUAUUUAUGUUUGAAUGCAUCUAAUAAGGGACUGACAGACAUCAGAGUUAUUCCUAUGUUCAAAUACGUUCUUUACGUGGACGUUUCUGGAAAUAGACUGACAACGGAAGCUCUUCGUUAUUUAACGUCCAUGAAAUAUCUUUUAAUGAUUCGAGCUGACAGAAAUCACGUGACCUCUGGGGAACUGGAACCUAUGCCCUAUCUUCAGGUUCUUACAUUAAAUAAAAAUAAAUUGACGAGCACAUCAGGUAUUUCCCAUAAACAACUGGAAUGCCUGGAAUUGAACCACAACAAUAUCGAAGAAGUGACUUUAAAUCCGUACGACCUCGAAAAUUUGAAACAUUUCGAGUUACGUGGAAAUAUACUUACCACGACCAAUGGAAUAUUCUUCCCGAGGUUAACGCGAUUAUUCCUCGCUGAGAAUCAGAUAGAGAAGCUGGAAGGACUAGAAAUUUUGGUUAAUUUAACGACUCUGCAUCUGAGGAGUAAUAAAUUAUCGAAUUUAACUGGAUUUGAUUCACGUUGUGUUAAGCUGAAUUAUCUUAAUCUCAGAAAUAAUGAGAUUAUAAAAUUGUCGGAAUUGGAAAAAUUAAGUUGCUUGCCAGCGUUAGAAACUUUGGUUAUUUUGGAAAAUCCUACGGUCCCUGAUAGAGAAGCAGAGGAAGAAGUUGCGUAUAGGCACAUUGUUUUGGCUAUGUUGCCCAACCUGACGCGAAUCGACAAGGAUCCAGUGCUUUUCGAUGAAAAAAGAGAGGCUAAGGAAUUUCGUAGACAAAUGCUUCGUGAUGGCACCAAGUUUCCUGAUCUGGACACUAACCCACCAAAUUAG
Messenger RNA from Habropoda laboriosa, 1005 nucleotides. Its product is annotated as leucine-rich repeat-containing protein 23-like. The record is from RefSeq and is a predicted model, not a curated record. Gene Ontology annotation, cellular component: cytoplasm. Gene Ontology annotation, molecular function: protein binding. Lineage: Eukaryota; Metazoa; Arthropoda; Insecta; Hymenoptera; Apidae. The coding region runs from base 1 to 1005 and encodes 334 amino acids. The transcript has 2 exons.